Messenger RNA from Cicer arietinum (chickpea), 955 nucleotides. RefSeq names its product signal peptidase complex subunit 1-like. Lineage: Eukaryota; Viridiplantae; Streptophyta; Magnoliopsida; Fabales; Fabaceae. Gene Ontology annotation, cellular component: membrane; signal peptidase complex. Gene Ontology annotation, biological process: protein targeting to ER. The record is from RefSeq and is a predicted model, not a curated record.
AAUUUUAAAUUAUCUUGUUCAAUGUUAAAGAGAACGAAAGGGUAACAAAAAAUUCCCACAGAAAUUUAAACUUCCGAUCGACCUAAACUUCACCCCUCACUCAGAAGAGGUUCUUCGUUUCUCUGUCAAAAGAUGGAUUGGGAAGGACAAAAGCUGGCAGAGCAACUGAUGCAGAUAAUGCUGCUUGCAUUUGCUGUGAUAGCAUUUUCAGCUGGAUAUUUCACAGCUUCAUUCCAAACAAUGAUUCUCACAUAUGCUGGUGGUGUGGUUCUCACCACAUUAGUUACUCUUCCGAAUUGGCCCUUCUUCAACCGCCAUCCUCUUAAGUGGUUGGACCCAAGUGAGGCGGAAAAGCAUCCGAAACCACAACCAUCUGUGAAUGUAACUACAAAGAAGAAAUCCAUUAAAAAGUAGGUUUAUUUUACAUUUUGCUUAUGUUGGUAUACUAGUACUUCUUUGAAGUUUGUAGUUGAUGCUAUGACAGAAAUUUGUAUUUCCUUCCCUUCCCCCUCAUUGCUGUUAAAAUACAAUGUACUUUACUUAGAGUUCAACAAUAUUUUGUUUUCUUUUGGACAUUGCUCAUCUCGGUGCACAUUUACCUUGAUGCCUGUUUUUUUGUCUCUUGUUUUCUGUCUGAUAUUGACAUUUUAUAUUGAAGUUGCGUUUGAGUGUCCGACAUUGUGUCUACAAGUCUUCCUACCUCAUUGCUGUUAAAAUACAAUGUACUUUACUUAGAGUUCAACAAUAUUUUGUUUUCUUUUGGACAUUGCUCAUCUCGGUGCACAUUUACCUUGAUGCCUGUUUUUUUGUCUCUUGUUUUCUGUCUGAUAUUGACAUUUUAUAUUGAAGUUGCGUUUGAGUGUCCGACAUUGUGUCUACAAGUCUUCCUACCUCAUUGCUGUUAAAAUACAAUGUACUUUACUUAGAGUUCAACAAUAUUUUGUUUUCUUUUGGA